This is a messenger RNA of Gavialis gangeticus (Gharial), 2463 nucleotides long. RefSeq names its product coiled-coil domain containing 174 (gene CCDC174). The transcript has 11 exons. NCBI's taxonomy places the organism in Eukaryota, Metazoa, Chordata, Crocodylia, Gavialidae. Gene Ontology annotation, cellular component: nucleus. The record is from RefSeq and is a predicted model, not a curated record. The coding region runs from base 79 to 1479 and encodes 466 amino acids.
CGGCAACGCCGCAAAAUGCCAGCAAGAUGGCGAUGGGUGGCGCUUCCCGGUGACGGUUGAGGAGCCAGUUCCCGCGCCAUGGACCGCAGGAAGAAGCCGCUGGAUGUGACGGCUGCCUCGUUGGUAGACUUGAAGGCUGAACUCUUCCGAAAGCAAGAAGAAUUCAGGAAAGAAAAACUAUUGAAAGAUGCUGGAGUUCCUGUAAAACCCAAAACAACAAAUAAGAAACCAAGCAUCUGGAACAAGCCGAACACAGGGGUUUCAGGACGAGCUGAGAAAGAUGUUGAGCAGAAGAUUGAGGAGCAGCAAACAUUAGAUAAAGCGAGGCAGAAACUGGAAGAGAAAGCAAAACUAUAUGAGAAGAUGACUAAAGGAGACUUUCCAGAUGAAGAAACUGAGAAUUUGUACCUUGUGGAUUUCACUCAGAAGAUCAUAGACAAUCAGAGAGAGGUACAGGAUCUAUGUAGGAGUGAAGCUUCUAGAAAGACAUCAGAAAAGAAGGAAGAUGAAGAAGAAACACUACCUGAAAUGGAAAUACCAGCUCCACAGGACCCCAGUGAAGAAUGGGUUGAUUAUGUGGAUUCCUUAGGCCGAUCUAGACGCUGUAUGAAGAAGGAUUUGCCAGAUCUGCUUAAAAUGGAUAAAGAACUUCAGGGGAAAAGACAAAAUACUGAUGAGAAAAGUCUGCUCUCUGAAGACAUGAGAAGAGAAAUUCAGCGGCAGCAGUGGGAAAAAGAGGAAGAGGAGGCCCUAAAGAAACCUAUGGGACCCAUACAUUAUGAAGAUAUUCGUGAAAAUGAGGCCAGGCAGCUUGGUGUUGGUUAUUUUUCCUUUUCUCGUGAUAAGGAACUAAGAAACAAGCAAAUGGAGACAUUGGAUAUGCUAAGAGAACAGACUCAAGAACAAAGAACAAAACGAGAACAUGUAAAAGAAAAACGAAAGGCAGUUCUGGAAUCAAGACUGUCUAAACUUCGAGCAAGGAAGAUGAAGAGAGUAAAAGAGGAGGGAAUAGAGGAAACUGAAAUCAAACUGGAAGGUGGAGCAGAUGAAGUAAUUGGUCCAGUACCAGCUGAGCCAGAAGCCACCAUGGCUGCAAGAGUUGCUUCAGAAAGUAGGAAAGUGGAGGUUGUCAUUCAGGAGAGAAAAGAUACCAAGCCAGGUGUGCCAUAUGUUCGCGAGUGGGAUAAAGGCAAAGAUUUUACUUCCGGACUAUGGUCAAGGAGACAGUCUGCUCUUAGAGAUGAACGAGAUCCAGAGUUUGCACCACCUUCUAAUUACUUUUGGGGCCAAAAGCCUGCCAGCAACCAAAAAAGCCAGAGUUGGCAUAGGCCUGAACCCUCUCAUGAGAAAUUGGAACCGGAAUCAGCGCCGAACCAGCAGUUUCCAUCAACACAGACUUACUACAACAGCCUGCCAGAUCAGCAGCCACUUUACCAAAGUCUAGAUGACAUGCUGUCUUAUUACAAGCAAGUGACUUGAGAUUAUUUAUAGCAUAAGGAAGAAUCUUAACUUAAAUAAUUGAAAUAUAAUUGUGUUAUAAGCAUACGUCUAUUGUUCUUUCCAGACCUUGGGGAGAUUGGUUUUCAUAAUAAUGAAAUCUCUCAUAUGAACCAAGGCUAUUAGAACUGUCACAGCACAGAGCCACAUAUUUGCUCCCUCAGGGCUGUACUCCAACUGUAUUAAAAACCCAUGGUUUGGUGGCAGUAUUUAAUUGAAAUAACAGUCAUUCUUUGUGUUUUUUGCUAUUUCUGUACAUUUAUGUCUUGUUUUUAAAAUCAUGAAUAGAGAUGAUAUUCUCUCCAGAUAAAUUUUAAUUCUUUUGGUGAGACUUUUUUAUUUUAUUUCCUCAAAGGGGCAUUGGUGGAAGAACCAAUGUAUAGUUUGAGUCUAUUACAAACUGAAAAUCAAGUUCAGUGAUGGUAUGAUCAAGUACUUUAAAAAAGUUAAAAUGAUCACCUUUAUUUGUUAGCCAAAACUUCUGGGAUUAAAUUUAAAAUUUAUAUUUUCUAUAAGAACGUGCAUCUACCUAUUUUUGUAUUUGGACAUCACUGGGUAAGUUAGUACUCGCUUCCCCAUCCCUAAAUAAUUAUGUGGAGUUGUUCACAUUUGUCAUAGUGCCUCCUGCUUUCAAAAGAUCUGCUUACAUCUUGUAAUUGUAUAAAACAUUUCAAAGUUUGAGUGGCACUGUGUAAAUCAAUAAAUAAUGCCUACAUAUUCACAGGAAGGUUGGACCAAGUAUGACAUGAUGAUGGCUUAGAUGUGACGGUUUGCAGAGUACCAUUUUCCUUGUUAGGUGCAUUUGUGUCAUUACUUCAACCCAUUUACUAACAGGAUGGCAUUACUUUUAUAUGCUACCCUACUGUCAUACUUGCAGAAUGGAGGUACAAACUACAGUACUAUGCUUCAAAUAACUAGAUAGCAGGGGGCAUGGAUUUGUUAUUUAGAAAAUUUAAGCUUUGAUUU